ACUAAACCGAGCUGCACAAACCAGGAACAAGAGAUAGGCAUCUCAGAUGAGAACAUGAGUGGAAACACAGAGAAGCCAGAGAAGGAAGAAGACAGCCAGAACAAGUCAUGUCAAAUAGAAACCGAGACAUUGCUUGACAGACUUCAUCUUCAAGGCAAAAUUCAACAAAAGUUGUCACCAGCAGAUUUUCUUCAAAUACGUCCACCUGUGAAACAGAUCGACCAUGUAGAAUCUGACAAAGAUCUAGCUCACACUUUUCUCCAUAGGCUGAUAAUGUUGGACUACAGGGCCAGAUAUAUUUCUGUAAGAUCAAGCUGUCAGAUCAAGGAGUCGUUCAAAGCCUCCUCCAGUGACUGGGAUGUUUUUGUGAGCAGCAGUGUGGACACACAUAAGAAAGACAAGGUUUCUGUGCAUCCAAUGGACAUUCAGAUGGCAGUAUUUCACUACUCAGACAGCUUUCUGAAACAGAUGAUGGUUACAAAGCUCUCUCAGUGUCAGUAUGCCUUACCUUUGCUUGUUCCUGACCCAGUCACAAAGGAGAUUCAGUUUCCUCUGUGGACUUUCAGAGAAAUAACAAAAACCUGGAAGGUAACUCAAAUCAAAGAUGACUCAACGAUCGUCACCAUGAAGAGUGUUCCAGUCUACAAAGCUGAAACAACCUUGGUGUCAUUUUUCCGCCUGGGUUCUUUGUCAGUGUCUAAAUCUCAGCUGAUGAACACUUUGAUCAACAACCGUCACGACACCUUCUUCCACAGAAACUGCCCAGGAAGCACCAAGUCUUGCUAUCUGAUGGAUGGUGUGGCAGAGAUUGCCUGGUACUGCCCUGCUGGAAAACCCAAUGAUGCCUUCAGUGACUGCAUUGCCUUUUGCUGA
This is a messenger RNA of Maylandia zebra (zebra mbuna), 873 nucleotides long. Lineage: Eukaryota; Metazoa; Chordata; Actinopteri; Cichliformes; Cichlidae. The record is from RefSeq and is a predicted model, not a curated record.